Molecule: messenger RNA, 2718 nt
Organism: Thlaspi arvense
Lineage: Eukaryota; Viridiplantae; Streptophyta; Magnoliopsida; Brassicales; Brassicaceae
Source: the annotation of a GenBank genome assembly
AUGGAAUUCAUCUCAUCUCUACUCGUGGGCUUAGCUCAGGUGCUGUGUGAAUCUAUGAAUAUGGCAGACAGAGGAGGGCACAAGACUGAUCUUAAGCAAGCCAUCAGUGAUCUCGAAUUAGCUACCCGCGACUUGAAGGCCAUACGCAACGACCUGGAUUUACGGAUCCAACAAGACGACCUUGAGGGACGAAGCUGCACAAACCGUGCCAGAGAGUGGCUCAGUGCGGUGCAAGCAGCAGAGAUCAAAGCAGACUUGGUUCUAGCAAGGUUUAUGCGACGGGAACAGAGGAAGAGAAGGAGAAGGACAUGCGUGGGUUGCUUCGGUUGCGCCGACUACAAACUGAGCAAGAAGGCUUUGGCUACACUGAAGAGCAUCGGUGAGCUGAGGGAACGCUCUAAAGAUGUAAAGACAGAUGUUGGGUCCAUUCAAGUGACGUGUAGGGAGAUACCGAUCAAGUCUGUGGUCGGGAUUGACUCGAUGAUGGAACAGGUUUGGGGGUUUCUAAGUGAAGAAGAAGAAAGAGGAAUCAUCGGGGUUUAUGGACCUGGUGGGGUUGGGAAGACAACGUUAAUGCAGAGCAUUAACAACGAGCUGAUCACAAAAGGCCAUCAGUAUGAUGAACUGAUAUGGGUUACCGUGUCCAGAGAUUUCGGCGAGUGUACAAUUCAGCAAGCUCUUGGAGCGCGUUUGGGUUUGUCUUGGGACGAGAAGGAGUCCGGGGAGCAUAGAGCUUUGAAGAUAUACAGAGCUUUGAAACAGAAACGGUUCUUGUUGUUGCUUGAUGAUGUCUGGGAAGAGAUAGACUUGGAGAAGACCGGGGUUCCUCGACCCGACAGGGAAAACAAAUGCAAGGUGAUGUUCACGACACGGUCUAUGGCAUUAUGCAGCAAUAUGGGUGCUGGAUGCAAGCUGAGAGUGGAGUUUCUUGAGAGGCAACACGCGUGGGAGCUCUUCUGUGAUAAAGUUGGGAGUAAAGAUCUCUUGGAGUCACCGUUGAUUCGCCGGCUCGCAGAGAUUAUGGUGAGUAAAUGCGGUGGAUUGCCGCUUGCUUUGAUCACUUUAGGAGGAGCCAUGGCUCACAGAGAGACCGAAGAAGAGUGGAUACACGCGAGUGAAGUUCUCAACAGAUUCCCAGCAGAGAUGAAGGGUAUGGAGUAUGUCUUUAACCUUUUGAAAUUCAGCUACGACAGUCUCGAGAGUGAUCUGCUUCGAACUUGUUUCUUGUACUGCGCUUUAUUCCCUGAAGAACAUUCUAUAGAGAUCGAACAGCUUGUUGAGUACUGGGUCGGAGAAGGGUUUCUCAUCAGCUCCCAUGGAGUCAACACUUUGUACAAGGGAUAUUUUCUGAUUGGAGAUCUGAAAGCGGCGUGUUUGCUGGAAACAGGGGAUGAGAAAACGCAGGUGAAGAUGCAUAAUGUGGUCAGAAGCUUUGCAUUGUGGAUGGCAUCUGAACAGGGGACUUAUAAGGACCUGAUCCUAGUGGAGCCUAGCAUGGGACUUACUGAAUCCCCAAAAGCAGAAAACUGGCGACAAGCGUUAGUGAUUUCGUUGUUGGAUAACAGAAUCCAGACCUUGCCUGAAAAACCCAUAUGCUUGAAUCUGACAACACUUAUGCUCCAACAGAACAGCUCUUUAAAGAAGAUCCCAACAGGGUUUUUCACUCAUAUGCCUGUUCUCAGGGUCCUGGACUUGUCCUUCACAAGUAUCACAGAGAUUCCAUUGUCUAUCAAGUAUUUGGUGGAGUUGUAUCAUCUGGCUUUGUCAGGAACAAAGAUAAGUGUGUUGCCUCAAGAGCUUGGGAAUCUUAGAAAGCUGAAGCAUCUAGACCUACAGAGAACUCAGUUUCUCCAGACGAUCCCACGAGAUGCCAUUUGUUGGCUGAGCAAGCUCGAGGUUCUGAACUUGUACUACAGUUACGCCAGUUGGGAACUGCAGAGCUUAGGAGAAGGUGAAGCAGAAGAACUCGGGUUUGCCGACUUGGAACACUUGGAAAACCUCACCACGCUCGGUAUCACUGUGCUCUCACUCGAGACCCUGAAAAGCCUCUACGAGUUUGGUGCCCUGCAUAAACUCAUACAUCAUCUGCACUUUGAAGAGUGCAAGGGUCUCCUCAACUUCAAUCUUACAUCACUCGCUAACCAUGGUAGGAACCUGAGAAGACUAAGCAUCAAAAGCUGCCAUGACCUCGAGUACCUGGUCACACCCACAGAUGACUGGCUUCCAAGUCUAGAGGUUCUAACGUUACACAGCCUCUAUAAAUUAAACAGAGUGUGGGGAAAUCCUCUAAGCCGAGAGUGUCUGCGGAACAUACGUUGCAUUAACAUUUCACACUGCCACAAGCUGAAGAGCGUCUCAUGGGUUUCGCAGCUCCCAAAGCUAGAGGUGAUUGACCUGUUAGACUGCAGAGAGAUAGAGGAACUGGUAAGUGAACACGAGGGUACAUCCGUCGAAGAACCAGCGUUUUUCCCAGGCCUCAAGACUUUGUCAACUAGAGAUCUCCCAGAACUAAGCUGCAUCCUUCCAUCUCAGUUUUAUUUCCAAAAAGUAGAAACUUUAGUUAUCACGAGGUGCCCCAAAGUGAAGAAACUGCCAUUUCAGAAAAGGGUCCAGACAAACUUGCCAACAGUUUACUGUAAUGAGAAAUGGUGGGAUGCACUGGAAAAUGAUCAACCAAACAAAGAGCUUUGUUGCGUACCUCGCUUCGUUCCAAAUUGA